CUUGGAUUGUCGGCGGCUGUGAGCGGAGCGCCUGUGGGGACGGAGAACAGCGGCGGGGUUGAGGCGCGCGGCGCGGAGGCGGAGGAAGGAUGAUUGAAGAAAGUGGAAAGAGGAGGAGGACAAUGGCAGAGAAAAGACAGCUCUUCAUGGAAAUGAGGGCUCAGAAUUUUGAUGUCAUCCGGCUGUCAACAUAUCGGACUGCCUGCAAACUCAGAUUUGUGCAAAAAAGAUGUAAUUUACAUCUCGUGGAUAUCUGGAAUAUGAUUGAAGCCUUCAGAGAUAAUGGCCUUAACACAUUGGACCAUAAUACAGAGAUCAAUGUAUCUCGACUAGAAACUAUCAUUUCUUCCAUUUACUAUCAGCUGAAUAAACGCCUUCCAUCUACUCACCAGAUCAGUGUGGAGCAAUCCAUCAGCCUUCUCCUCAACUUCAUGAUAGCAGCAUAUGAUAGUGAAGGUCAUGGAAAAUUGACAGUGUUUUCCAUAAAGGCAAUGUUGGCAACUAUGUGUGGUGGAAAAAUUCUGGACAAGUUAAGAUAUAGUUUCUCUCAAAUGUCAGAUUCCAAUGGACUGAUGAUAUUUUCAAAAUUUGACCAGUUUCUAAGAGAAGUUCUGAAACUUCCUACAGCUGUUUUUGAAGGGCCUUCUUUUGGAUACACAGAAAACUCUGUGCGAACAUGUUUUCCUCAGCAGAAAAAGGUAACAUUAAACAUGUUUUUAGACACCUUAAUGGCUGACCCUCCACCCCAGUGCCUUGUGUGGCUACCUCUGAUGCAUAGACUUGCCCAUGUUGAAAAUGUCUUCCAUCCUGUGGAAUGUUCUUACUGCCGGUGUGAGAGCAUGAUGGGCUUCCGAUACCGAUGCCAGCAGUGCCACAACUAUCAGCUCUGUCAAAACUGUUUUUGGCGUGGCCAUGCAAAUGGCCCUCACAGCAACCAGCAUCAAAUGAAAGAGCAUUCCUCUUGGAAAUCGCCUGCCAAGAAGCUGAGCCAUGCCAUUAGUAAAUCUCUUGGUUGUGUACCCACUAGAGAUCCUCCUCACCCUGUAUAUCCGGAACAGCCAGAGAAGCCCCUUGACCUUGCCCAUAUAGUCCCUUCUCGGCCUCUCAUUAACAUGAAUGAUGCCAUGGUUACCCAUGUGUCCUCCGGAGCCCCCACGCCAACAAAAAGGUUGCAGCAAAGCCUCGCCCCCUCCGAUGGGCUAAGUGAUGAGCAUGUGCUGAUAGCAGCCUAUGUGAGCCAGCUACAAAGCAGCACACGCAGUGUUCUGGACAGUCCUAGCAGACUGGAUGAAGAGCAUCGGCUAAUUGCUCGGUAUGCUGCCAGGUUAGCUGCUGAAGCUGGAAAUGUGACACGGCCACCAAUAGAUCUGGGGUUCAAUUUUGAUGCCAACAAACAGCAAAGGCAACUGAUAGCAGAACUGGAAAACAAGAACAGAGAAAUACUGCAAGAAAUUCAACGCCUCAGACUGGAGCACGAACAGGCUUCCCAGCCAACACCUGAAAAAGCCCAACAGAAUCCAACUUUACUGGCCGAAUUAAGGCUAUUGCGGCAAAGGAAAGAUGAAUUGGAACAACGAAUGUCUGCUCUUCAGGAAAGCCGAAGGGAACUGAUGGUACAACUGGAAGGACUCAUGAAGCUGCUCAAGGAAGAAGAACAAAAACAGGCAGCUCAGGCAGCUGGUUCGCCACAUACUUCCCCCACCCAUGGGGCUGGCCGCUCUAUGCCAAUGCCAGUCAGGUCCACAUCUGCUGGUUCUACCCCAACUCAUGUACCCCAAGAUUCACUUACUGGUGUUGGUGGAGACGUCCAGGAAGCAUUUGCACAAGGAACUCGGCGGAACCUCCGUAACGAUUUGCUGGUAGCAGCUGAUUCAAUUACCAAUACAAUGUCAUAUUUGGUGAAGGAGCUUCAUUCAGGGGGAGAGGAAGGAGGUGAGGAGGAGGAAGAGGAGGACAAGAUGCAGAAUGGGAAGGACCGAGGUUAAAUAAAAAAAAUCUGGACAACAGAGGUUUAAGUAACAAGGUGUGAGCUCCUAUUCUAAAGAUGUCUCCACAUCCUUCAGAAGAGGCAUGAUCCAACUGACACAUCCACAAUUGUGAAGCUGUGACUAACACAACAAUUGCAGGGAGCAGUCUUCUUCCAACAGACACAAUGGCUUUUCUGGGGGGGGAGGGCAGGGCAGGGGGCAUCUCCUUAAAUUUGCAUGUCCUAUUUCUGUAGGUGUUCAGUGCUAACUGGACAGAGCCUCAUCUCUGUUUCAAUGAGAAAGCUUUUUGAAUAACGGCUUCUGAAAAUGCAAGCCGCCUUCCUGUGAAUUCUCUAUCUGGGCUUCAUUGUUCACACCUUAUCAUGCUCUGGCAGUUAACAUUUGUGAUCUUCAAGUCCCCCAUGAGCAGACUUGCAACCAGCUGAAUUUCUUCACCAAGUAAUGGAGAUGAAUGCUGGCUGUGGAUUCUGAUGUGGCGGCUGCCCCUCUUGCCUUUUCAGAAUGCGGGUCUUGUCUGUGAAUGGCAGGUUGCUUGGGUUGUUUGUGAAUGCAUGUCACACAACAGUGCCGGUGAGACAGAUGGUGGUGCUGCCAGGAGGCAACUGACUUGGGUACCAUUAAAGAUAGUUUAGUGGUAAACAGAUAGGUCUGACCCACAAGGUUGGUCCAGCUGGAGAUUUCUCUCUGUCAGCCCUAUCAAAAUGAAUGAGAGCAUCACUAGAGCAUUAUCACUACCAUGCCCUGUGCAGCUGGCUUGUUUCAGUCAGGAUGGUAUAGCGUUUUUGACUUGGUAGAUUGUGCCCUUGGUUUCAUUUUGUGAAAUGGGCAUUAAUGAGGAUUUUCACUGUUAGCAGUCUAGUGGAUCUUAUACCAGUCCUGAUGUCAGGAGAAGGAUGGGGGAGAGGUCCCGCAUCUGGCAGCUACCUAUAGAAAUUCUCAGAACAGGUGGCUAUGUGGUUGUUGCCUUAUAUGAUGGCUUAGUGCAGGGGUGUCAAACUCAAUUUCAUUGAGGUCUGCAUCAGGGUUAUGUUUGACUUGGGGGGGGCAGGGUAG
Messenger RNA from Thamnophis elegans (Western terrestrial garter snake), 3041 nucleotides. RefSeq names its product dystrobrevin beta (gene DTNB). NCBI's taxonomy places the organism in Eukaryota, Metazoa, Chordata, Lepidosauria, Squamata, Natricidae. The coding region runs from base 90 to 1985 and encodes 631 amino acids. Gene Ontology annotation, molecular function: zinc ion binding. Gene Ontology annotation, cellular component: synapse; plasma membrane. The transcript is spliced from 21 exons. The record is from RefSeq and is a predicted model, not a curated record. Gene Ontology annotation, biological process: synaptic signaling.